Messenger RNA from Blepharisma stoltei, 855 nucleotides. The record is from the annotation of a GenBank genome assembly. NCBI's taxonomy places the organism in Eukaryota, Ciliophora, Heterotrichea, Heterotrichida, Blepharismidae.
AUGAGUUUUCAGCCUGAAUUAAGGCCUAUCCUUCCUUCAAUUAACCUUAUUCCUGCACAAGAAGGCUGUAUAUACCCUAUAAUACCCAUUUAUUCGCCUCUUGUCCCAAUUCCCAUCCAAAAUCUCCAACCAGAAGCAAAGCCCAAAUAUAAAAGGACGUGGAAGCGUAACCAGGUCGAAGCUUUAUAUGCCUUUGCAAAGCUCUAUUGUGCGCAAAAUGGCAAAAGCCUCGAAAACCUGCAGCUUCCUGACUUUAUUGAAAUUGCAAAAAGCACUGAUAAAACUGCUGAGCAAUGCAGGGUGAAGCUCCAUGAAAUCCAUGCAUCUGGCUCUUUGAGAUCUGGGACUUGGUCCGAAGUCGAAGAUGGAAUGAUAAAAGACAUGGCUUUGAGCCAAAAACUGAAAUGGGGGCAAAUCGCAAGUCAGGUGAAUUCGAAGGUUCAUAAAAACAUGAAAAUAAGAACAGGAAAACAGUGUAAAGAAAGAUGGAAUAACCAUCUUAAUCCACAUGUAAAUAGAGGUGAGUGGACAGCAGUAGAAGAUUUAAAGCUUUUAGAGCUUCAUAAAGAACAUAAAAAUCAUUGAAGUUUAAUUUCUAAAGAAAUGACAACAAGAACUGAAAGUGCAAUAAAGAACAGAAUCAAGUCACUUAUGAAUAAAGAAAUGCAAGAUGUAAAUAAUAUAAACAACCCGUCGGCAGCGGUUGAUAGACUUAUCAUGAAGAAGAAGAUUGAAAUUUCAAAUCUUAAAGAUGCACAGGAUAACGCAAGUCCAGGAAGUGGCUCGAAUUAUAGUCGUGCUACAAUGAAACAGCCAACCUUUUCUGAUCUUGCGAUGGGAUUGUUUCCUAACUAG